Manis pentadactyla (Chinese pangolin) is the source of this 6606-nucleotide messenger RNA. RefSeq names its product inhibitor of Bruton tyrosine kinase (gene IBTK). Bases 1431 to 5474 code for a protein of 1347 amino acids. The transcript is spliced from 28 exons. Lineage: Eukaryota; Metazoa; Chordata; Mammalia; Pholidota; Manidae. Gene Ontology annotation, molecular function: protein tyrosine kinase inhibitor activity; protein kinase binding. Gene Ontology annotation, cellular component: cytoplasm; nucleoplasm. The record is from RefSeq and is a predicted model, not a curated record. Gene Ontology annotation, biological process: negative regulation of protein phosphorylation.
UUCUUAUAUUGGUUAUAAGUAGUAGUAGAGUUCCUAUUCCCUAUACAUGUAAUAACCAAAUCUAUGUCAAUUGACUGUUUUUGUUAUCAGUAAUACUUCUAGUCAACAGUGGGCUUUUAGUAACUAAGUGUUUGGGGAGCAAAAGUUAUACUUGGAUUUUCAACUAUGGGAGGGGGGCAGUGUCCCAACUCUUGUUUUCAAGGAUCAACCAUACAUUUUUCUCACAAAUGGCAUUACAAAUGUUACAUCAUUUACAAAGACAUUUUACAGUAUAUUUUGUAGAUUAUUUCAUAUCAGAAAAUAUAUAGCUGCUUCAUUCUUUGUGAUACAUGAAUAAUAUUCUGUUGCAUGGAUAUACCAUAAUUUCUUUUAAGUAUUUAGGUUUUUUUCCAUUUUUUACUAUACCAAACAGCAGUGCAGUGAAUGUUCUUGUUAAUACCACUGUAUGCACAGAUAUAUUUUUACAGGAUAAAUUUCUAGAAGUGAAAUUGUUUGGGUCAGAGGGAAUGUACCUUUUAAUAAAUACUACUAAAUUUUCUCCACAGAGGUUAUACUAAUUUGUAGUCUCAUCAGCAGUGUAGUAGAGUUCCUAUUUCCCUAUAAUCUGUCACAGUGCCUGGCUCUUAGUAAAAACUAAAUGAUGAGAGUGUUGCUUAUUGUGGUGGUGAUGAUCAUGGGGUGAUAAUUAUGAUAUAGUUUUAAGGGGUAAAGUUUUGGGAUGGAAUUCCUAUAAAAAUGAUAGAUUUAAGUGUGUUCGUAGCUUGUGGGGACAUAGCUAGUAGAGUGUAAAAAUGCAGGGGAGAAGGAAUAAAGAGUCUAGAAGGGAAGAGGGGAACUCGAGUACAGACACAGGUUAACCUAAGGCAUGAGACCAAGAUAGUGAGGGUGACUGGUAUAGAUACAGAAUACUACAAAUGUAAAAGUGAAAAGUUGAUAGACCAAAUUUUUUUUGAAAUAGGAAUUGGGGUACUUAAAUAUGGAGGUAGUUGUAUUAUAAAGUACUUGAGGAGAGUGAGAGAUUUUGUAUUUUUUACUUUGUCUUCAUUUCCCUUUCCUUUAUAGGUCACCCUCGCAAUUAUGGAUAUUUAAAAGGAUCAAGCAGUGUGGAGGGGGGAGUUCCCCUCCUCACUCCCCCUUGGUGCUUGACUCUAGGAAUAAUUUAUAAACUGUGGAAAGGUUCUUUUCAUAAAGAACUUGUAUUUGACAUAAACUUUAUAGAGCUAUUUAUGAUUUUUUGAUUUCAGUGCCAAGAUAAAUUGUGCCAAGAUAUAUAGUUUUAUACUACUGCCAUGAGGAUUUAAAUUUAAUCCUGAACAGGCCAUUUAUUCUCUAUGAAUCUUUCUGAAUAACACCUUUGUAUCCGGACUUUUUCAUUUUUUAAAAUUAGUCUUAACUGACUAUUCUGAAGAAGUGAGCAGUAUAAAAACACGAUGAAUUCUUCCAUCCCAGACUGCACAUCAAAGUGUAGAUCCCUGAGGCAUGCUUUGGAUAUUCUUUCUGUGAUCACAAAGGGGAGUGAAAACCAGAUUAAGGCUUUUCUCUCCAGUCACUGUUACAAUGCUGCAAUUAUCAAAGAUGCCUUUGGCAGAAAUGCCCUCCACCUUGUUUCCUCCUGUGGAAAGAAAAGAGUGUUAGAUUGGCUUAUUCAGAAAGGAGUGGAUCCCUUGGUGAAAGACAAGGAGUCUGGAUGGACAGCUUUGCACAGAAGCAUUUUUUAUGGACAUAUUGAUUGUGUUUGGUCUCUUUUGAAGCAUGGUGUUAGUUUAUAUACUCAAGAUAAAGAAGGCUUGUCAGCUUUGGAUCUUGUAAUGAAGGAUAGGCCAACUCAUGUAGUAUUCAAAAAUACUGAUCCUACAGAUGUCUAUACUUGGGGAGAUAAUACAAAUUUCACGCUGGGUCAUGGAAGCCAGAAUAGCAAACAUCAUCCAGAGUUGGUGGAUCUCUUCUCCAGGAGUGGAGUUUAUAUCAAGCAGGUGGUGCUUUGUAAAUUUCACUCAGUGUUUCUGUCUCAGAAAGGGCAGAUUUAUACCUGUGGUCAUGGUCCCGGAGGACGUUUAGGCCAUGGAGAUGAACAGACAUGCUUGGUCCCUAGGCUUGUGGAAGGACUAAGCGGUCAUAUUUGUUCCCAGGUGGCAGCUGCUAAGGAUCAUACUGUUGUAUUAACUGAAGAUGGGUGUGUUUAUACGUUUGGUCUAAAUAUUUUUCAUCAAUUAGGAAUUAUUCCUCCACCUUCCAGUUGUAAUGUACCGAGACAGAUGCAGGCGAAAUAUCUGAAAGGAAGGACCAUCACUGGAGUAGCAGCGGGCAGGUUUCACACAGUGCUGUGGACCAGAGAAGCUCUUUACACCAUGGGAUUAAAUGGUGGGCAGCUGGGUUAUUUACUAGAUCCCAAUGGAGAAAAGUAUGUGACUGCUCCUCGUCAGGUCUCUGCCCUUCAUCAUAAGGACAUCACUCUGUCUCUGGUCGCUGCGAGUGAUGGGGCCACAGUCUGUGUUACCACAAGGGGGGAUGUUUACUUACUUGCAGACUAUCAGUGUAAGAAGAUGGCUUCUAAACAACUAAACUUGAAAAAGGUUCUUGUGUCUGGAGGGCAUAUGGAAUAUAAGGUUGAUCCUGAAAAUUUGAAAGAAAAUGGAGGUCAGAAAAUUUGCAUUCUCGCAAUGGAUGGAGCUGGAAGGGUAUUUUGCUGGAGAUCAGUCAGCAGUUCUAUGAAGCAGUGCCGUUGGGCCUAUCCACGCCAGGUCUUUAUUUCUGAUAUUGCCUUAAAUAGAAAAGAAAUUUUAUUUGUCACACAGGAUGGAGAAGGAUUUAAAGGGAAAUGGUUUGAAGAAAAAAAAAAGAGUUCUGAAAAGAAAGCAGAUAUUUUGUCAAAUCUUCAUAAUUCCUCAUCAGAAAUGUGUUGUAUCUCUGAUAUAAAUAGUGUAUAUGAAAGAAUUCGACUUGAGAAACUUACUUUUGCCCAUAGAGCUGUUAGUGUCAGUACAGAUCCAAGUGGAUGCAACUUUGCAAUCUUGCAGUCAGAUCCCAAAACAAGCCUUUAUGAAAUUCCAGUUGUGUCUUCAUCAUCCUUUUUUGAAGAGUUUGGCAAACUGUUGAGCGAAACAGAUGAAAUGGACAACAUCCAUGAUGUGACCUUUCAAGUUGGCAGUAGAGUCUUCCCUGCACACAAAUAUAUUUUGGCAGUGCAUUCUGACUUUUUUCAGAAAUUAUUUCUUUCAGAUGGAACUACUUUAGGUGGUGUAGAUGUUUACCGGAAAGAUGAAGAUUCUGCAGGAUGCCAUCUCUUUGUGGUAGAGAAGGUUCAUCCUGACUUGUUUGAAUACCUUUUGCAAUUUGUAUACACAGAUACUUGUGACUUUUUAAUACAUGGCUUCAAACCAAGAAUAAACUUAAACAAAAAACCAGAAGAAUAUCAGGGCACUCCAGAUUCUCAUUUGAAUAAAGUGAAUUGCCAUGAAGAUAAUCAGAAGUCAGCAUUUGAAGUUUACAGAAGUAAUCAAGCUCAUAUAGUCAGUGAAAAGCAGAAAAUCAAACCCAAGUCUUCCAAUAAAGGAAAAAGUGUUGAGGAAGAUGAUCCAGUGAGAAUGUUGCAAAACGUGGCAAAGAAAUUUGGUUUCAGUAAUUUGAGUAGUAGGUUAGAUGGAGUCAGAUAUGAAAAUGGAAAAAUUAAUGUUAUUUCCAAGAAAACUGGUAAUAAACCAAAGCUGAAUCAGAAAAAAUGUUCAUUUCUAUGUGAUGUUACCAUGAAAUCAGUGGAUGGAAAGGAAUUUCCUUGUCAUAAAUGUGUCCUUUGUGCUAGACUUGAAUAUUUUCAUAGUAUGCUGAGUAGCUCAUGGAUUGAGGCUUCCAGUUGUGCAGCUCUGGAAAUGCCAAUACAUUCUGACAUACUGCAAGUGAUUUUGGACUACCUCUAUAAUGAUGAAGCUGUGGUGAUAAAAGAAUCUCAAAAUGUGGAUUUUGUUUGUAGUGUUCUUGUAGUGGCUGAUCAGCUUCUCAUAACUCGAUUGAAAGGGAUUUGUGAAGUAGCAUUGACUGAAAAACUUACCCUUAAGAAUGCUGCUAUGCUACUAGAAUUUGCAGCAAUGUAUAAUGCUGAACAAUUGAAACUGUCUUGUUUACAGUUUGUAGGACUGAAUAUGGCAGCUUUACUUGAAGCAAGGUCUCUUGAUGUUUUAAGUGAUGAUGUUCUGAAGGAUCUUUCUUUGUUUUAUCGAAAAAUGAUUCCAGCAAUGGAUAGAAGAGUCAUUACACCAUAUCAAGAUGGACCAGAUAUUAGCUAUUUGGAAGUAGAAGAUGGAGAUACCUUUUUGAAAGAAGAAAUAAAUGUGGAACAAAAUUAUUUGGAAAGUGUGUUUAAGAAGGCAAAAACAAAAGCAAAAAAGAAGCCACGGAAACGUUCAGAUAGUUCUGGAGGUUAUAACCUUUCAGAUAUUAUUCAGAGUCCACCAUCUACAGGAUUAGUAAAGUCUGGUAAGACCACUUCUGUGGAAUCUCUUCCAGAACUAUUGACAUCAGACUCUGAAGGAAGCUAUGCAGGAGUGGGUAGUCCUAGAGAUUUACAGUCCCCUGAUUUCACAACAGGAUUUCAUCCAGACAAGAUUGAGGGGAAAAUUAAACCAUAUGUUAAUGGUACACCUCCUACAUAUUCUAGGGAAGAUUUAAAAUCAUGGGAAAAAUCACCAUCUGCUCCACAGUCCAUUCCCAGUAAUGGAAUCAAUAAUACCAGCUCUUCCAGUUGGGCUGCUGGCUCUCUCAGUCCUGUCAGCCCUCCUGUCAUGGAUCUCAGAACCAUCAUGCAAAUUGAAGAAAACAGACAAAAAUGUGGAGCUACACCAAAGACAAAUUUGGGCAAAAUGAUUUCUCAUGGAGUUAAACUUUCUCAAAAACAACGAAAAAUGAUUGCAAUGACUACCAAAGAGAGUAAUUCAGGAACGAAAAGCAUGGAAACAGCUUUAACCAAUCCUUCAAAAACACCCAAACCAGCGAAUGCAUGGGCAUCUUCUCUACAUUCAGUUUCAUCCAAGUCAUUCCAAGAUUUCAUAGAAGAGAAAAAGUCAAUUAUUGGCCAUAAUUCAGGAGAUCAUGUCAAAAAAAUUUGUUUUAAAGGAAUAGAAAAUUCCCAGCCUUCAAAAGUUGUAAGAUGCUUCACUCAUGGUACCUUAGGACCAGAAGCCAACCAUACUUCAGAUUUACCACAUCUAGACAGUCCCAAUCCCUGGCUGUCGUCAUUGAGUGCUUCAUCCAUGGUGGCCCCAGUCACUUUUGCAUCUAUUGUAGAAGAAGAACUACAACAGGAAGCAGCUCUUAUCAGAAGUCGAGAAAAACCCUUGGCUUUGAUUCAGAUUGAGGAGCAUGCGAUACAGGAUUUAUUGGUUUUCUAUGAGGCAUUUGGCAACCCUGAUGAGUUUGUCAUUGUUGAAAGGACAUCGCAGGGACCACUGGCAGUACCUCUGUGGAAUAAGCAUGGAUGCUAGUGCAUUUGGAGUUGAGAUGCAUUUUUCAUAAAUCAUCUUGGUUAUAAAGACAUUGUGGAAAAGAGUUCUUAAUUACAUGGGUAAAAGGUCAUUCUAGGUAGAAUGAGAAUCUAAUUUCUUUACAACAGUUUAAGCAUAUAAUGUUUGUAUGAUUGAAAAGAAAUUCCUUAGAAUUGUGAUUUUAGUAACUUAGGUAAAAAUGUGUGAGAGGAAAACUUACUAGGUUAAAUUUAAAUAGAAUUAUUUCUUCUGCAUAGUCUCAAAAGGAAAACGAGUGAUCAAAGUAUGAAAUUUAAGAGUGGUACAUUAAAAAUAACUUCCCAUUUGAGAAUUUGGGACAAUAAUAUAGAUGAUUUUUUGCCAAAUAUCUGUUGUAAUUCUUUUUUAAUAUAACAUUGAUGAGCUUAAGAUCAUCAGACAUUACUUCUGAUCUGUUAAUGGCCAAGAUUUUACAUUUGCUACAAUAGUUUAUUCCUCCAUUCUUGUGUCUUUUUUCAUUAGGCUAUGAAUAUUCUAGGUCUGUUUAAAGCUUGAAAUGCUCAUAUGUCAUAUUUCAGUUUCAACAGCACAUUCUCCAUUUUGCACUUAACUGUGGAGUACAGUGGAAAAGAAAUAUGAACACUAUUUUGAACACUUGUCUAAGAUAAUAGUUCCUUUAUAAGAACUGGAGUCAUUGUGGUUUGUUUUUUUUUUGGUGGAGAGAGACUUUAUAAAAGCCUGAUAAUGAGAGAAUCAGUUUCUUAAAACAUUAAAUUUUUCAAAAACAAAUGCUUAAUUAUUCAUACAAGAAUUGAGUAGUUUGGAAAAAAGUUGGGUAAUAGUUGCCUUUAUAAUAUUAUAUAAUCAGAAGUUUUCUGAGUGGGUUAUAUGACUAGACGUAAACACUUUUCUUCACAUAAUGCUGUUUGGUUUGUUUUUGAAUGGUUUAGUUUUUUAAAAACAUGGUAAAUCUGUGCUGUAAUACUUAGACAAACUGGGAAGGUAAAUGUUCUAGUUUCUGAGACACAAGCCUAGAGGAACAUAGAGGCAGUUCACUGCAAUACUAACUCAGUGUGUGAAGGUUAGCUCUACCUAAACGCAGCAAACUUGUAAGCAUAUGUUCAAUAAAAAUCUUGGUCCAUUUCACUGCUAA